UUAGCGACUUUUAGGACAGCCAAUAGCUACUUUCCUUACUGAGGAGUAGGCAACACUGAGAGAAGACGGGAAAUAACGACGAAACGGUUGUAGCCUACAUUUUGCCUACAGACAAUGGGCAGCCAGGUAUCUGUAGACAAUGUUCAUGUUGUGGUGGUUGGCGGGGGGUUCGGUGGCACCGCCGCAGCACAACAGCUCAAAUCCAGGGGGAUACCAUUCACCCUCAUUGACCUCCGUGACGCCUUUCAUCACAAUGUGGCUGCCCUCCGUGCCUCUGUUCAGAGUGGCUUUGCCCAGCAGACCUUCAUCCCAUAUUUUAAGACAUUUGGAGAGAAUUUCCUCCAGGGGCGAGUUGUACGGGUGGACCCAGUGUCACAGACUGUAGCGUUGGAUGGAGGAAAGGAAGUUCAUUACUCACACCUUAUACUGUGCACUGGCACAGACGGCCCUUUCCCGGGGAAGUACAACAUGUUGGCCUCCUAUCAGACAGCCAUCCAGAAGUAUGAGGACAUUGUGAAGGAGGUCCAGGGCGCAGGUUCGGUUCUUGUGGUAGGUGGUGGAUCCACAGGUGUAGAGAUGGCUGCAGAGAUCAAAACAGAAUAUCCAGACAAGAAGGUGAUCCUGAUCCAUUCCCAUGUUGGCCUAGCUGACCCAGAGCUGCUGCCCAGUGUCAGACAACAGGCUAAGGAGGUGCUGCUAGAGAAAGGGGUGGAGCUGCUACUGGGGCAGAAAGUUUCUAACCUGUCUGUACUGGAGCUCAAUGUGACCAACAAGAACAUGGUUAUCAUGACAGACAAGGAUACAGAGAUCACUGCAGACCUCGUCAUCUGCUGCACAGGCAUGAAGAUUAACUCUGAUGCCUAUAGCUCCACCCUGAAUGGAUGCCUAGCAGAGAAUGGGUCCCUGAAAGUGAAUGUGCACCUGCAGGUGGAGGGCUAUGACAAUGUGUACGCUAUUGGGGACUGUGCUAAUGUUAACGAGCCUAAGAUGGCGUAUCAUGCAGGUCUCCACGCUGGGGUUGCUGUUACCAACAUCACCAACAGUCUGAUGGGGAAACCCCUGGAAUCUUAUCACCCAGGGAGUGUGACCAUGUUGUUAGCCAUGGGCCAUAAUGAUGGAGUGGGCCAGUUCAAUGGGCUGAGGCUUCCCCGUUGCCUUGUAACCCAGGGCAAGAGCAAGAACCUACUGCUGUGGAAAAGCUGGAAGGAAAUGGGUCAGAAAGCUCCUUAACGUGUGCCAUACAGAACAUUGUGGAGUGAAGACAUGAGUGUGCCGCCACAGCCUUGAGAGUGCCUUACUCAGGUGACAGCUUGCAGAAGUUUUGGCGUUCUGACAUGACUAUUGAUAUGAGGCCAUAUAUUUGUAAAAUAUUUCUAUGCAAGGUGAUGCAAACUUUGUACAAUGUCCAUUUUUGCCAAUGAAUGUUAACGUAUGCCUUAAUAAAAAAUACAUCUGAA
This is a messenger RNA of Salvelinus fontinalis (brook trout), 1457 nucleotides long. RefSeq names its product apoptosis inducing factor mitochondria associated 2 (gene aifm2). Gene Ontology annotation, cellular component: cytoplasm; mitochondrion. The transcript has 9 exons. The record is from RefSeq and is a predicted model, not a curated record. The coding region runs from base 115 to 1230 and encodes 371 amino acids. Gene Ontology annotation, molecular function: flavin adenine dinucleotide binding; electron-transferring-flavoprotein dehydrogenase activity. Gene Ontology annotation, biological process: positive regulation of apoptotic process; apoptotic mitochondrial changes. Lineage: Eukaryota; Metazoa; Chordata; Actinopteri; Salmoniformes; Salmonidae.